Molecule: messenger RNA, 1872 nt
Organism: Xiphias gladius (swordfish)
Lineage: Eukaryota; Metazoa; Chordata; Actinopteri; Istiophoriformes; Xiphiidae
Product: B-cell scaffold protein with ankyrin repeats-like
Exons: 15
Coding region: 1-1872 (623 amino acids)
Biological process (GO): negative regulation of phosphatidylinositol 3-kinase/protein kinase B signal transduction; B cell activation; negative regulation of B cell activation
Molecular function (GO): protein tyrosine kinase binding; signaling receptor binding
Source: RefSeq, a predicted model, not a curated record
AUGAGCCAGACAGCCGAGGAGCUGCUAAUCAUCUAUGAGACCGAGGCAGAGCAAUGGGCAACCUACCUGAAGUCAGUCUUCACUGGUCCCAUCUCAGAGGCUGGGAUCUACUGCUAUGACAUCACUACAGUGUCCAGCCGGCGGGACGACUUCCUCAGGCUGGCCCGAUAUACCUGCAAGCUCCUGAUCCUUUCAAAAGGGAUGCUGGAGGGUCUUUGCCAAAUGUGGCGCUUCUUUCUGGCCCGUGUGUUGAGUCCUGCGGCUCAUGUGGUGGUGCUGCUGUGUGGGGUGGAGAGUCUGACCCCACUGCUGGAGCUGGUGCCUCUGAACGGCGAGGAGUGCCUGCAGAUCUCCAGUGAACAAGAUGCUCAUGAAUACCUGUCCACUGUGACUGAUAUUGUGAGAAAAGGUGUGCCAGCCACAGCAGCAAACGUCAAUCCCUUGACAUGUAAACUAUCAGGAUCAGAGCAAAAGGUGGAACAAAUGCAGUCAACUGGAGCCAGUGUUAGAUGCAGAACUAUAGUUGUUCCUUCCAGAGUUCCCUGCGGGACCUCUAUUGAGGUGUUCAUUCUUUUGAAAAAUGAGGCGGCUGGCAGCGAUGCUGAGGUUGAGUUUACUGGUGAAAAUCAGAUGCUGAGAGUGAAGCCUGUCCAUUGGAAUGACCGAAUCCUGUGUGUCAAUGCACCAGAUUUUCCAGCAGGGAAUGUAAGCGUGACCGUGUAUAGUAAUGGAGUGCCACUGAGCAAGGCACAGUUGCAGUACUACAGCAGCAUGGAGGAGAUCACCUGCCUUCUGUCCAGGGUAGCAGACCCUGUAGAUUUCAUGUGUCAGGCUCUUCAGGUGUCCUCUGUGGACAAGUUGGAUGAGAAGUUGUCGUCCAUGCUGCUGGAGGGGAUGCCCACUGGAGGCUUCCGGGCGCUGCAGUGUGAAAACACACCUGAAAGAGAGAUCCACCAUGCCGAUGUACCAUCACUCCUCCACUUUGCUGCCCAGUAUGGAUUCAAGAGUGUGUCCAGCCUGCUCCUGCAGUGUCCAGGCGCUGAGCGAGCACUGCACACAGCCAAUCGGCACGGUCAGACUCCCACAGAGAUUGCCAAGAGUCACUGCCAUACAGAGCUUCACGUCUUAUUGAAGGAAACACUGAAUAUGUUCAGCUCCAGUGAGGACAAUGGUGAUGCCAGUGUGUAUGAAGUGAUGUGCACUGCAGGGAAUCCUUCCACCACAGAUGUACAUAAAGAGCAACAAGGAGAGGAUGAAGGGGAGGAGGUAGAGGAUCUCUAUGCUCCACUGGGGAUGAAUGAUGAAUAUGACACCAUCCUGAACUCAACAAAGGCAGUGGUUAUUGCAAAUCGCCCACCAGCACCCACACCUCGGCCUGAGAGCACCCAGGUGAAGGAGGACAGAACCCCUUACAUUGCUCAAGUGUUCCAGAAAAAGAAGACAACACAGGGUGAUGAUCUAUAUUCACUUCCAACUAAACAAGGUAAGUGUGAGGACAGCGUCUCUUCCACCUAUGACACCUUUGUGCCAAACCGGAUACACGGACUUCAGCAGCUCAUUGAGCUCCAGCAGAGGGUGAAGGCGGGCUCACUCACCGUGGAUGAGGCCUUGGAGCAUUUCAGUGACUGGCAGAGAGUUCAGAAGGGCAUGGAUGCCAUCCAGCAAGAGAAGUUGAGUCAGCUGAGAGCCAGUAUCAUCAACAACAGAGAGGACGAUGACAGUGUCUAUGAUAAAAUCAACAUCGUUCAUCACACGCCAAGUGUUACAGUGAAUGAAAGUCGAAGCAGAAGCCAAGCAAUGGAGUCUGAUUUUUACAGCAAGCCACUUAAAGGACAGCACUCAAAUUUCUUUUGGAGAGCUGACAAACGGUGA